Molecule: messenger RNA, 2398 nt
Organism: Cyprinus carpio (common carp)
Lineage: Eukaryota; Metazoa; Chordata; Actinopteri; Cypriniformes; Cyprinidae
Exons: 10
Coding region: 817-2313 (498 amino acids)
Molecular function (GO): zinc ion binding
Source: RefSeq, a predicted model, not a curated record
CUCGCGAGACUUUCACAGAAUGAAGGUUACCACCACCAGCCUCGGUUACCGUUACCGUCUUGCCGCGAGCCGCUCAUUAAUGCGAACCCGAAUAAAAUAAUGGGGAACGUUGAAACCUUUGAGUCUCUUGAAGAUUUCAAUGCAUGUCUACAACAGUACGAGGGAGACACGAACACAAAAUUUAUCGUUUUGAAGAGCGAUCGUGCAUUUGGCAGAAAUGAUCUGACAGUGGAAAAACAGCUUCAGUGGGAAGUGAAGAUUGUUCAUUUCAAUGGCAUGCCUUUUAAGAUAAUUGGGAAAAAGACAUAUAUAUGUCACCAAGGAAGAGACAAGCAUGCCAAAGCCAAACAAAGACGUCAGGAGAGUAAUCCACAAGGUCAUGAAUAUGCAUGCCUUAAAACAAGACGCCUGAUGCAACCAACUAAAAAAAUGGGUUGUCCUGCAACCAUAAAUGUUGUUCAUAUUGUGAGGUUUCCUGAGUAUAAAAUAACGGAAGAUAACUCGUAUCAGAAACGAGAAAAGUCUUCAGCUGUUAGAGAAGCCCUAAGACUAGAUCCAAAGCGUGUGCGCACAGAAGAAAUGUUUGCAGCCAGCUUCCCAGAUGUUAAAGAGCAUCAAAACCACCCUGUUUUUGGAAAGGAAUCAAGAGACAUUCGGAACAUCAUGAAAGAGGUCAAGGCAGGAAACAGGUGCAGACCAUCAUAAUCUACAGGUUAUAUGUUGUAGGCCUUGGUAAACACAUGGAAAGAAGAGGGCUGUGCCGUUGAGUACAGACCCUCUCAGGAGGAAGAGGAGGAGGAUGGUAGCGUGGUGAAGAUGCUGCUGUGCUUGCAGACGCCGUGGCAGAAGAGGCUUAUGCGACUGUAUGGACAGCAGAUGUGCUUACUGGAUGAAUCCUAUCGAGCUGGCAGAAAUUCACUGCCACUCUUCUUUCUGUGGGUGAGGACGAAUGUCCGCGUUGGAGUGUUUGUCACUCAGACAGAGACCAAAGAGGACAUCGCAGAAGCCUUGAAGGUGUUUCAGAAGUGGAAUUCAGACUGGAAUCCAUCACACUUCAUGGUGGACUUCUGUGAGGCGGAAAUCAGUGCUUUAGAGGAGGUGUUUAAGGGUUCUAAAGUGCUCCUCUGUGAUGUUCACCGAGAGAAGGCACGGAUGGAGUGGAUAAGAAAAAAGGAGAAUGGUGUGACAUCUCAGGAAGAGGUUCUUAAACUUCUACAGGCCAUUGCAGAUUCUCAGACGAAUGAGGAGUUUGAGAACAACACUGUUACCCUCCAACAACAUCCAGACUGGCAGUCAAAUGAGAAGCUGAGAAGGUUCGUCAGCACAUGGCUAGUUCAUGCAGAGAGGUGGGUGAACAUGUUCGGAAAUGAGAACAUGCAUGUGGCUGCCUUCAAAAAUAAAGGUGUUAAAAGUCAAAAGGAUGUCCUGAAGCAUUCACACCUAAAGGGACACAGAAACUGCAGUCUCAGCGAAACGCUUAUAGUCAGUAUGAACAACUUCCUGCCAAGAUCGUAUCAAAAGUAUGUUGAAUUGAAUAUCAAAUGCUCAAGUGGCUCUCGCAAAUACAGCACAAAUGUGCCUUGUUAUGCAGGACACAGUCCAAGAAUUAUGUCUCAACACAUUAUAAAGAGGCACCAAGAGUCGCUGCCCUUCAAUGCAAGUGACAUAACAUCUGCUGGAGAGAACGUCUUCAAUGUUCAGAGUCAAACUUCACUGGAAAAACAUCAGGUGAACUUUGGUAAAGACGAUGAGAUGCCUUCAUGUACAUGCACGGACUGGCAGAGACAUCUUCUCCCAUGCCAGCAUUUCUGUGCUGUUUUUGCCUUAGUUCCUGGCUGGAGUUGGGAGAAUCUGAGUGCUGCGUACAGGAAGAACCCUCUCUUCACGUUUGACGAGGUUUGCCUGGGACAGUCUGCUACACUUCCUGCUGAUCUUCAAGGCGAAGAGGCUCUGAAGAAAAAUCAGGAGAAAGAUAGUAGUCCAGAGAGAUGUCCAUCUCCUGCUCCCUCAGAGCCCAUCCUGACCAAUCCUGAAGCAGAAAAAAGCGAGAAGUGCUGUAGCUUGUUGAAGGAGAUAUCAGAAUUGACAUGCCACAUACAGGACGGGACCUUUCUAGAUUCAGUAACUGAUCGCCUUACAGAUCUGUUAAAAGAUAUAAGGCGACACACUCCCCAUGAUGACAUCCUUGACCUUUCCUACGCCCCACCAUCCAAGAAAAUGUGUUCAGCAUCUGCAGAGCACCCAGAAUCAAUUAACACAGUUCCUCUGUAUCUGGAGAAGAUAAUGAGGGCAACCCAUACAAGUGAAUUUUGAACUACAUUUUUAAGGUGUUACUUCCCUCAAUCGUGAUUUGUGGUUGUAAACAUUUUUGUCAUUAAAAUGCUUUAAUUUUUUGGAA